Molecule: messenger RNA, 9283 nt
Organism: Chroicocephalus ridibundus (black-headed gull)
Lineage: Eukaryota; Metazoa; Chordata; Aves; Charadriiformes; Laridae
Gene: GAB2
Product: GRB2 associated binding protein 2
Exons: 10
Coding region: 108-2150 (680 amino acids)
Biological process (GO): signal transduction
Cellular component (GO): cytoplasm
Molecular function (GO): transmembrane receptor protein tyrosine kinase adaptor activity
Source: RefSeq, a predicted model, not a curated record
CCACCCAUCCAUCCACCCAUUCAUCCAUCCAUCCUCCCACCCAUCGCCCUCCAUGGGCCGGCGCUGCCGGCGCUGAGCGCCGGGGGAGGCAGCGCCCGGCCGCCGCGAUGAGCGGCGGGGAGGUCGUGUGUUCGGGCUGGCUCCGAAAGUCACCGCCGGAGAAGAAGUUAAGGAGAUACGCAUGGAAGAAACGCUGGUUCGUCCUGCGCAGCGGUCGGAUGAGUGGCGACCCCGACGUCCUGGAAUACUACAAAAAUGACCACUCCAAGAAACCUUUGCGUGUGAUCAACCUCAAUUUCUGUGAGCAAGUGGAUGCGGGCCUGACCUUCAACAAGAAGGAGCUGGCAGACAGCUAUAUCUUUGACAUCAAGACCAGCGACAGGACCUUCUACCUGGUUGCUGAGACCGAGGACGAUAUGAACAAGUGGGUUCGCAGCAUCUGCCAGAUCUGUGGCUUCAACCAGUCCGAGGAGAACACAGAUACCCUGAGGACCCUCGCCUCCAUGAACCAUGCGCCACGGUCUUCCCCAGCAGAGCUCAGCGGUGCCAGCCACCACCUGCUGCGAGAGCGCAAGUCCUCGGCGCCAUCCCACUCCAGCCAGCCCACCCUGUUCACCUUCGACUCGCCCGCCAGCCACCUCCAGAGCACCCUGUCCGCCAGCGCCCCCCAGGACUACCUUUUCCUCCACCAGUGUAUGAGCAGAAAGUCAGAAAAUGCAAGGAGUGCCAGUUUCUCCCAAGCCACGAGGUCCGCCUUCUUCAUGCGGAGUGACACAGCAGUCCAGAAGCUCUCGCAGGGCAAUGGGCACUGCGUGAAUGGGGUGAGCGGGCAGCUCCAUGGCUUUUACAGCCUGCCGAAACCCAGCCGGCACAACUCGGAGUUCAGGGACAGUGCGUACGACCUCCCACGGGCCUUUGGUUCCUACACCCACCCCAAGUCGAGCCUCACCAGCUCUGAAACGGAUAAUGAGGAGGUCUACACGUACAAGACUCCCAACAACACCCUAUGCAAGGAGUUUGGAGAGCUCUCCACGGACUCCUAUGACAUCCCUGCCACCCCACUCUCUGUCUACCAGAUUCCCAGGACAUUUACACUGGACAAGAACCACAACGCUCUGGCCGUGGCCGCCAGCGACUCACCCGCUGCGCCACCCCCGCGGCCCCCAAAACCUGGGCAAACAGAGUCACGGUGGGGUAGCCCACCCCAACGGCUCCAGCCUGGUGAAAGCUUAGGGCUGGCCCCCAUGGCAGCCACCAUUCCCCGGAGAAACACGCUGCCAGCGGUGGAGAACAGCAGGCUGCAUCGAGCUUCUUCUUGCGAGACGUAUGAAUACCCCCAGCACGGGGGCGGCAGCACUGUGCAGUCGGUCGAGUCGAUGAACGGCGGGUACAACUCCUACCUGCAAGCCAAGGCAGCGGUGGCCCGCUCCCACAGCACUGACUCCGAGGACAACUACGUCCCUAUGAACCCCGGUUCCUCACCCCUGAUCCACACUGAGAAAGCCAACGACAAUGCCCAAAAUCUCUACAUCCCCAUGAGCCCUGGGCCGCAUCACUUUGACCUGGUGGGGUUGUCCUCGGCCACCCUCCCCGUGCAUAAAGGAGGAGCCAUGGCACAGUGCCACAGACGGUUGAGUGAAAUCCAGCCCCCACCAGUCAACCGCAACCUCAAACCCGACCGGAAAGCAAAGCCAUCGCCACUGGACCUGAGGAACAACACUGUCAUCGAUGAGCUUCCUUUCAAAUCGCCAGUCACAAAAUCCUGGUCCAGGCCAAGCCAGAGCUUCAACGCCGGCUCUUUGCAAUACUGUCGCCCUGUCUCCUCCCAGAGCAUCACCAGCACUGACUCGGGAGACAGCGAGGAGAACUACGUGGCGAUGCAAAACCCCAUUUCUGCUUCUCCUGUUCCUAGUGGCACCAACAGCCCAGCGCCUAAAAAGAGUUCGGGGAGUGUGGAUUAUCUGGCCCUGGACUUCCAGCCAAGCUCACCAGGGCCACACAGAAAGCCUUCCACCUCGUCGGUCGCCUCGGAUGAGAAGGUCGAUUACGUGCAAGUGGACAAGGAGAAGACACAGGCGCUGCAGAGCACCAUGCAGGAGUGGACUGAUGUGCGGCAGUCCUCGGAGCCCGCCAAGAGCACGAAGCCGUAGCGCCUGGGGCAGGCAGCAAAACAGGCAAAUGUCCCGGUGGUUUUCCCCAGCCGGGGUCCCGCCGGGCUGCCACCUCCACUGGGCUGGGCUUUGAAGACUUGUCUGCCAAGGGGAGGGGGGUCUUCAUUAUUUUUUUUCUUUUAAGACAAAAAAGAAACUUAAUUUCAGGGGAAGACUUGGCGGAUACUGUUUGCCAGUGAUAAAGACCAACUAUGUUCGGUGGCUAGGUUUGUGCUUUAGCUGCUGGAUGCACUAUCCAGGAACUUUGACUUAGCAAUACCAGGUUUCACCCUACACAUCUUUUGCUUACAGCUAUUAAAGCCACCUUGUAUGUGCUAACACUGCAUCAUCUCUCCCCGUCUUCUUCCAUACCGUACCCCCAGGUUUGCAGCAUCUCAUAGGACAUCAUUCCCCAGCUCAGCUUCCCCACUCCUUAUGGUUGCCCUCUUCUCUGCCUCCUCCCAAUCCCAAAACUGAGCAAGGACCAUUACUUUUGAAAUCACUUUUGUUGUCCCAUCUCUUGUAAAUAUGUUCAAAACCUCUGAGGGCUAUUCUCCUCCUGGCAGGACAGCCCCCAUGAUUUUGGUUGUGGUUGUUAACCUUUAGGAGCUUGAAGAGUAUCCAGAUUGUCCUGUUGAGAUGACUUGGAAGCCCAGGGCUUGCCCCAUCAUACACACACACAUAUAUGCCAGCAUAUGCUCACACACACGCAUGCGUGCGCGAGACAGCCGAGUUUGUUGGGGUGUCUUCUGCUGUUGAUGCUCUCCAGCAUCUCUCAGAGUCAAUGGGAUGGAGAGAUUCGCUUUGGACAGCAGAAUUUAAGCCCUGACCCAUUGCCUGUCCGAAACCAAUUGCCUGUGAAUCUGGCCCUAAGAACCAAAAUCUGCCCUUUCUGGCACCCAAAGAAGCCUGUAGAGUGAGAGCCCUACAUCUGUGGCUGUCAUGAGAAGCUCUGUGGUUGAGUAUGAGGAGCACAGGGAGGAUCUGGAGACGCUGAAUAUCUGGACUGGCACAAGGAUGAGUGACGAGGAGGGAAUGGGAGGCUGUUGCGAGGACCAGAAGAAGGUGGAUGCUGUACUGCAGAGGUUGGUCGCGGGUGAGGAGGUCCGGUGGGCUGUGUCUUGGGGGAAAGGAGUAGAGGUAUUGAAAUGUUGGUUAAUGGUGAGGCCUUAGGCUUGAGAAGAGGCUGGUCAGGAGAGUCAGGGCAAGAUGUUUCAAUAUUAGCUUUAACGUAGCAUUAUGUUUGGUUUGUGGUGGGUGCAAAGGGCUGAACUAGGUAUUUUCUCCCCAUCUUCAACAAUGUUUCUUCAACACAGAAAUGGGGCUUGUUGACAUUAAUGACCCUAGGCUCUAAUGAUGGAUGGGAAUCUGCUGUUGCCCCUUGCCAGCAUCCUUGACACAUCCAAGCUUCGGGAUUGCUCCCCAGGCAGCUGCCAGGCGCAGAGAGCCGAGAAGGAAGAGGCGGUUUAUUGCGGAGAUAAUAAUUCAUGAUCUCAUGAAAACAGGAAGGACUAAUGAUUGCCCUGGAGCAGCCUGAUUGCCAGACAGCGAGCGCUGACAGGGACAAACAGGCCAAGCACAAACCGAGGGCCAAACGAAGGAGACGUUAGAAAGAUUAGGUAAUAAUAUUUAUUAAAUAGCUGGAGCUAUUCUUUCUGCAAGCUGAACCCCUCCCAGUGCCACGGGCUCUACAUUCCACCAACACCACCAAGCUGUAUUGAUUAGUGAUGCUUAAGUGUUAACACAUUUGUUUAAGCUUGGCCUCAGUUUGGAAAGGGCCAGACACCCACACAGGGACAGGCUACCAGUCCCUUAAAGGCUGGGUGCCGGUAAAAUAAGUCUUGAACUUCCAACACCAGUUUAUAUUUUCUUCUCACAUGACAUGAAAGGGAAGGAUAUUCAUGGAAAAGCCCUGACAAACCUUUUAAGAUAUUGAAGUGCCGGCCUUUUACAGGAAUAAUGAAGCAAAUAUCCUAAUGCUCAUGGUAAAAUUAUGAUUAUCUAGGAGGGAAAAAAAAAGAAAAAAGACACGAAAGGGAAGAUUUAGCACAGCCAGAUGCUUUCUGAAGGUCGGGGAGUGUGUUACACCCUGUAAGGGCCUUUGCCUCUUGUUGGGGGCUUGCACGCUUGCACGGUGAGAUAAUGAAAUGAAGACCAGAGUAUAGUGCUUCGUAUUUCUAUGGCCCCUUUCAUCACUGCGUCUCAGGGGACAUUAAAUGUUGGGCCUGAUCCAGAGCCCCACUGAAAUGUGUGUUCACCCGGCUGGGUGUGAGCUCCCCACCCCCACCAAAAAGCAAAUGUGACUCAAGUGGGAAGCUGAUUUUUUCCGACUUGAUCCUGUAAACUGCUGGGCAGACACAAAGGAACGUGAGGUUGCGGGAGAAGGGUUAUGGUGCACGCUGGAUGUAUUUCCCUGCCAAAAUUGUGCUGUUCUCCUCCUAUCACACUAAGACGCAGCCAUCUCUGGGGUUUUGGGAAUAGCCAUCUCAGCAGUUUUGGGAAUAGCCCUUUAUGCUGCUUUGGGUCUGUCUCAGUAAAACAGUGCAACUAUUCUCAGGAUCAAACUGAGCCCAGUUCCAGGACAAAAAAAUCUUGAACCGGACCAAAAGCCUGGAGAAAUCAAGUUCAAAACCAUGCUUCGAUUGAGUCUUUUUCUCCACCUGGGAUAUAGGGAGCUCAGCAAGUCCCAAAAGUACCCUGAAAGUGGGCAGGCAAUUGGGAGGCAGCAGCAGUGGUCAUUUCUGAUGGUCAGUGGCUUGAGAGACAACACAAUGGGUUGGGAUGCGUUUUGCUGAGUCCCUGUGCUUCUGCUCUGGGACUCGGUGCAUCCAGUGCGCACUUCCACAUUUAAUCCAAAGUGUUAAUGAAGAUUGGAAAAGCCCUUUGUGGUACUGGACAAACUCGUCCUUUUUUUCCACGUCCCACAGAUGUCUGUGUUUGUUCCUGGGGCAGACGCUGGCAUGGGAUAGUUCUUUUCUCAGGCUCAGCCCUCCUGCUUUGGUGAUUCGUUUUCAUGAGCAUCCCCAGUCACUGGCCCUUCGCAUUUGCCAGAGCAAGGACCAAGACAGCCCAAAAGUAGCUAUUUUGCAGCUGCUGGUUGCUGGUCCCUCCUUGCUUUGCAGUGACAUCUAUGUCUUCCCAGAAACAGAUAUAUUCCUCCAUAAUUUCUUUUCUGCUGACCACGCAGCAAAAUGGCCGCUUCAAACUGAGUAGCAGCGUAUGGACUCCAGGCAUUGCCAUAUAGACAUGACGGUAUCAACCCCUCCUGAAAGCCGUUAAGUAAUCAAUGGCUGCAGUGGAAAUAGUCAUUCCUGACGGCUGCCGAGCUGAUUACAGCAGUCCCUGAUGAUUAAUGUUUGUGCAGUAUUUAGUCUUAAACCGUAUUGAAAAGCAGCUGGUUUAAUUACACGGACUGCCAAGAACUUUGUCCUGAAGGCACUGAGUUUAUCACAUCCACUCUAUACUUGGAUGCUCAAGUAUGGCUGACUCUUUUGUUAGAAAUAGGUAUUUUAGGAAGCUGAGAACAUUGCAAAUGAUUCGUUUCAAUUGCAAUUAAAAUGGCUUGAGUCUUUAUGUCAGAGCCUGCUCUUCAGCUCUACGAUCUCACUUAAGAAAGGGGAUGUGUUUGCAUGUGUGUGUGUGUUGACGGAGAAGGGCUGUCUGCGGAACAAGCAUCAUGACCUCAGUAUUUAGUUUUAUGAAGUACCAGGCCCAUGGCUCAAAGCUCUCCCUGAGCUGGUGGUUUCAAAGGCAGCAGUCUCCAAAAGCGUACAUCCCUUGCUGUGACUGUGCGACUGCUGUUCAUGGUUCCUCUGCCUGGUGAGAUGUGUGAGCUGCCUUGGAGCUGAUUUGCUCUGAACUGACAUUUGAGUGUUCGGUGGGAAAUACAUUUCCAACUGUAAUUGGCAUCCAACUGGAUGCCAAGCUUAGGCUUAGUCUCAAAUUGGAGAAAGAAAAUACUUGUGAGUGCAGAUUGUGCCAGGGCAAAACUGAGUGUCUGUAGAUAGGGCCAAAUCCGGAGCAGGAACCAAAAGGUAUCUAAGGCUAAUUGACUGGGGGCUAAUUGGGAUGGAUUUGGACCCAGGGCCAACAGCCACAGACAAGGGUUAUAUAUGGGGGAACAUAGAAUCAUAGAAUAGUUCGGGUUGGAAGAGAUGUUUAAAGGUCAUCUAGUCCAACAUGAGAUUGGGAGGACUGAAGGAAAGAAUGUUUGCCAGCAAGAUCUGAGUCUUGGUCCUCACCAUGUCCUCCCUUGGCAUGAGUCUCGAGUCAGAUCUACAGAGAAGGUUUGUGGGUCGUGUAGAGGGGUUUUGCUCAUUAAAGGCCAUGUACUGGUGUGAGGGGAGCUCCCACCACUCUUGGGACUUACCCAGGAUGCUUCACACUCAAGGGGGUCAUCCUGCCUGACAACAUGAUGCCUCAGCGCUCUGCCUUUCAGGGAGCCCCAGGCCAUGUGCCCAGUACUGAGCUGGGCAGGAGAAGCCCUACCAGAAGGGUGACGGGGAUCUGGCCAUGCCAGGGGACACCUUGCUCUGGGGCUCCCUUGGGUUGAUCAUGGGGCAGCAGUGCCAUGGCUUCACAGGGUGUCCCAAGAAGUUGUGCCAUCUCCAUCCUUGGAGCUUAUCAAGACCAGACUAGAUCAAGCCCUGAGCCCUGCUUGGAGCAGGGGGUGGGAUUAGAGACAUCUCUCCCCCUUGAUUUACCCUGAGACCCUAUGCUGCCAGGGCUGAGUGGAGACUCCUCCAUGUGAGAGAAGGGGCUAAAGGCAGCACCUAGAAUCCUACAGCUUCCAAAACAGGGCCAGGACCUCUUCUCCAGCCAUAAAGCCGAGUGGCAAGGCACAUCUCAACCCCUAAGGCCAUAGCCACCAGCAAGGUGGCUUAAUCCACACUGGGGCCAUCCCUUGCUCCUAGGAGAGGGCUGGCUGGCCCAGGCCAAGUCAUCCAGGACACAGACACACAGUCCAAGCAACUGGGGGACAGCCCGAACCUCUAAAUUUGUUAGAAUAAACAUUCACCCAGGGCUCUCUGGAGCCCCAUGCAAGCCCCUGAACUCUGGGGUCCCAGUUCCUUGAGCAUACCAGGAAGAGUUGUGUCCUUUUAGCCACCCAUGGCUCCUUGGGAGGGGUAGAGCCAUGCCCAGGUCUUAUGCAGUGAUGGGCUUCAGUAGGAAGAUGUUUAAAUACUUCUCAGGUACUGUCAGAUCCUCCUGGCCUGGGAGAGGAAUAAGGGAAUGGUCUCCUCAAGUCACGCUUGCAUUAUGGUUUUGUUUUCCCACCUGGUGACGUUACAAUUCCAUGUAAAAGUUGACAGCCACACUGUGUGUCCCAUUGGAGAGAUGUCAUCUGGAUGAGAUGGGUGCAGUGGGGCUGUGUCUAUGGAGAAGCCCCACUUGUAACAGGAAUGGUGAAGAGCAGAGCCUAACCCCAGCCUAAGCCAGGGAUUAAGCCAGAGGACAUGCAUGGCCAUCAAGAAAAUCAGAGGGACCAGUCCAGCAUCAAAUCGCAAGGGACAAUAAACCAGUUUAGGGCCCCUGGUGGCCCUGUGUGCCUGUCUUCUCUGCUCAGAAAGCACCAACCUGCCCAUGUGUACACAAUGAUCUUGCAACUGUUAGUGAGGCUCUUGCAGAUAGAGGUGUGCACUUUUUAGUCAUGAAUUCUCCUUGGCCUGGAGCAGUUCAUCCCUCCAUCAGCUUGUCCUUGGUGUCUCAUCCUUGUAGUUGCAAUUUUCUCUCCUUGUUCGCAACUCCUAGAGUUGUACUGAUAAUCAGGUUGCUACUUCAGUGGCUGCUCUUGAGAAAAGUUGAUAUGUAGCAAGGUGUCACCAAACAGGUCUCCCCCCACCAAUCCACGGUGAGAUGGUGUCCAAAUUUCAACGCUGGCCAGCAUCAUCUGGAGCAGGAGCUGGGCCACAUGGCUCCAUCUCUUGAGCUAGAAGAGCCCCUCAAUGGACUUGCUUCCAAUCAGCAGGCUCUUAAUUUUCAAUGCAGCCCAUUGCUAACAUGUAACGGGUGCAUUUGUAGGCCAAUGGGUUGACUAUAUGGGAGAGGUUUGCCCCAAGACCAGGAGACAAGAAGCCAUCAUUUUUAUUGUCGUUUUUGGAUGACACCACACUUUAUCUUCAGGUGGGACGAGGGGGUUUAUUUGAACUCUCUGUAUCCCGCUUUCUCUCUGGCUUGUGAAAUGAAGAUUUUUAGUACUUAUUUCCCCACCUCACAGAUGUGUCGUGAGGUGUAAUAAAUUGACAUUGAAUAAUGCAAAGAGCUGGUUUGAGUCUGGAGGCAACGGCCCGGCAGCAUGUGGUGCUACCCCGUUGUCAUGCCCAGCAUCACACAUGACACUGCACAUCCCGCUCUGCAAAACUCAUGAAAAAACCCUCAUCUUUAAUUACCGAGGUGGGAAAAUCUUGGCAGGAUUUUCUCCUGAGUGAGGGGGAUGGGGAAAAAGCCUUUUGCACAGUUUCAGCAUUCUGCUCCACAUUGACCCUGAAAAUACCACGUUUUGUUUGAGAGCCCUUUGGACGUGGUGGCUGAAGCACGUCACGGAGAGGGGAAGGGAGCGGGACCCUGGGCUCCGUGGGGAGCCCGCAGAUGAAUCCUGUAGGGUUAGGACCAAACCUUUAGAGUAGUUACAUCCCACUCAACCCAGCCCUUGGUGAAGUCAACGGGUCCCCAUUGACUUCGGGCAUCGUUGCGUGGGAACAGACCCAGCCAAAUUAGGGUAGUUUUCUCCCAUUUGUUUCUUAACCUGCUGCGAGGGGGGGGUCGGAGCCCCGGCUUUGAAGCCGUUGCAUCGGCAGCCAAUUCGCAGGGAUGUUUUGUGUGUUCAAAGCCUAUGACUGUUCUUAAAGAGGAGUAUUUUUAAUUUUUUUUUUCCAUUUGUAGAAGGAAGGACGAGUAAUCUGUGGCAAACUGUACAGUACGUGUCUUCUUGUGGUGUCACUGUUUGAAUGGUUAUUAAGUUUUCAAAUCACUGUGGACAGCUAAUCACUUAAGUUAUUAAUUUAUUCUUUGGGGUUUUGUUGUUUGUUUUUUUUUUUUAAGUAAUUGGAAACAAUUAUUUAUCCUGUAAAUCGGUCUUGAGUGAAGCCUAGAUAAUACUUUUUUUGCUGUUAAUAAACAUGGUACAUGCCUGA